CUGCGCCAACUUGGCUGAUUUAUAUAUUUCCUCCCUUUCUGCGUUCAGAAUAAUACUGUGUGUUCUCUGCUCUGAGAGACACUGUAACCAGACAGACUGACACAAUGGGCUGUGAGAGAAGGCUGUUCCUGACUGCUGCUCUGCUGGCUGUCUUUUUAUGCAGUGAUGCUAUCACCGGUGGACGAGAGGCGGAGGCCCACUCCCGUCCGUACAUGGCCUCACUGCAGGUCGCCGACGGCGACAGGAUGAAACAUGAGUGCGGAGGGUUUCUGGUGGCCGAUCAGUGGGUGAUGAGCGCCGCACACUGCUUUCUCUCUGGGUCAGAAGGGAGGAAGGUGGUCCUAGGAGCUCACUCUCUGAGCGAACCGGAGGAUUCUAAACAAACCUUUGACAUUGUUCAAGUGUUCAGUCACCCUGAUUUCAGCAUCUCUAACUAUGAUAAUGACAUUGCUUUGGUCAAGCUGGACCGGCCAAUCAUUGCCAGUGAUGCAGUAAAGUCCCUGAAGUUCCAGAAGGACGAUGGGGCUGACCCCACCACGGAACAGGAGGUCAACACGGCGGGGUGGGGGUCACUGAACAACCUGGGGUCACGUCCUGACAAGCUACAGGAACUGGUCAUCGCUGUGAUGAACCGUGUUCGAUGCGGCCGCAGUGACUACUAUGGCAGGAAGUUCACCAAAAAUAUGCUGUGUGCGGCCAGCAAACAGAGUGACACCUGUGAUGGUGAUUCUGGAGGUCCUCUCCUGUAUAAUGGUGUAGCAGUUGGGAUCACUUCAAAUGGAGGGAAGAAGUGUGGAUCCAGCAAGAAGCCUGGUUUAUACACAACCAUCUCCCACUACAGCCAGUGGAUAGACAAGACCAUGACUCAAUAGAAGCCUGGUUUAUACACAACCAUCUCCCACUACAGCCAGUGGAUAGACAAGACCAAUAGAAGCCUGGUUUAUACACCCCAUCUCCCACUACAGCCAGUGGAUAGACAAGACCACGACUCAAUAGAAGCCUGGUUUAUACACCCCAUCUCCCACUACAGCCAGUGGAUAGAUGGGACCAAUAGAAGAAUGUUGUGUCCCAAAUAUAUUCCAUAUGUAGUGCACUAAUUUUGACAAGGCCUCAUAGGACCAUGGCUUAUAACAUAGUAAAACAAUAUUAAUUAUAUUAUACCACUUUAUGAAACAAAUAAUCAUUCCUUAUGUAAAAAUCACCCAAAUAAACCAUACGCAUGAAUCAAUGAAGUCAUUGUAGUUUUGGGCAAAUGUUUCAAUCUUACAUGUUUUGGGCAAAUAUACUGUGAAAAGUUCAAACAUUUUGUGACAUGUGCAAGCAGAAUUAAAACCAUGCAUACAUUA
Molecule: messenger RNA, 1346 nt
Organism: Oncorhynchus gorbuscha (pink salmon)
Lineage: Eukaryota; Metazoa; Chordata; Actinopteri; Salmoniformes; Salmonidae
Product: complement factor D-like
Exons: 5
Coding region: 105-872 (255 amino acids)
Biological process (GO): proteolysis
Molecular function (GO): serine-type endopeptidase activity
Source: RefSeq, a predicted model, not a curated record